Messenger RNA from Drosophila subpulchrella, 1247 nucleotides. RefSeq names its product fibrinogen-like protein 1. The transcript has 2 exons. Bases 10 to 1077 code for a protein of 355 amino acids. Lineage: Eukaryota; Metazoa; Arthropoda; Insecta; Diptera; Drosophilidae. The record is from RefSeq and is a predicted model, not a curated record.
ACGUCCACAAUGAAAACGCGGUUUUUAGUAAUUAUAAUGUUCCUUUUCCUUCAGAAAGGACAUUCUGUUUUUGGUGCAACACAUAUGGAAAUCUCACACGAGUCAAUGGAUCAGAAAGCUAAGACCGAGUGCGACAAUUAUUUUUUUUCGAAAUUUAAGCCUAUUCUCAAUCAUUUUGUAUAUCUGGAAACGGAAAUCAAUGAAAAUGAUGAGCUGAAAAGGCAAGUAACUACUAUGAGAGAGACUGUUAAGGACCUGCAAAGUCAAAUAAAAAUAAAAGAAGAGCAUAUAAACGCGAAAGAAGAAGCUCUCAAGGGUCAGCGUGAUAACCUUCAGAAUAGAGAUGAACAAAUCUCGGACCUACGAAAUCACAUUAAAUCACUCGAGAACACUCUAUCGGAACGAUCUAAUCAGCUUGCGGAGUGCCGUGAAACUGAAGUGAAUUUGCCCGACUCAUGUCCCAAUGGCAGACCCAAUGGGAUUUACCAAAUACAAAUCCGUGGGAUGGAUCCAUUUAAGGUGCCUUGUGUGUCCUCUCCUUCCGGCUGGACGGUAAUUCUCAGACGUAUCGACGGGUCAGAGAACUUCGAUCGAAACUGGACUGAUUAUAAAAAUGGAUUUGGUAAUGUUCGGGGAGAAUUUUUCAUAGGGCUGGAGAAAUUACAUCGGAUGACAACUGCACAACCCCACGAACUCUACAUUAAGCUCGGGAAAGUUGAUGGAUCCAAAAGCUACGCUAAAUACGAUCACUUCAUUAUUGGAAGCGAAAAGGAACUCUAUGAGCUGAAGAAGCUGGGAACAUAUUCUGGUGAAGCCGGAGACUCUCUUAAAACACACCUUCACAAAAAGUUUACAACAUUUGAUCGUGAUAAUGACGAUCAUGAUGACUUAAAUUGCGCCGCUAACCGUGGUGGUUGGUGGUACUACGAUUGUGCUCGCAGUAAACUCACUGGAAAGUUCUAUGAUAAUGGUCAUAAUAGCUCGACCCAUGGAAUUAGUUGGGCUUCUUGGCAUGACUACGACUAUACGAUCUCGCUAACCUUCGCUGAAAUGAUGAUAAGGCCUAAAUCACUAUAAGGUGCAAAUUGUGUAUAUACAUACACAUACAUUUACACAACAUUUAUAUUAAAACAUAAUUUCAAAGUUGAUUCAAAUUGAAAAUGUAUAAAUACAAUAAAUUUUUUUUAAAAUUACUUGUGGUAACGUAAAGUAACGUAAAAAUAAAGGAUUUAAGUAAUGAAAGUAAA